Messenger RNA from Cimex lectularius (bed bug), 4434 nucleotides. RefSeq names its product WD repeat-containing protein on Y chromosome (gene WDY). The coding region runs from base 99 to 4349 and encodes 1416 amino acids. The record is from RefSeq and is a predicted model, not a curated record. Gene Ontology annotation, molecular function: protein binding. The transcript has 20 exons. Lineage: Eukaryota; Metazoa; Arthropoda; Insecta; Hemiptera; Cimicidae.
UUUUUAUUUCCUAUUUGCAUUAAAAUUAGAGUUAGGCAAUAGAAGCUUUUCAGCUCUUAGGCUUUAUUGAUACGUUAUAGCUGAUUUAAUCCUCAGACAUGUCGAUUCACGAAUUUCAACAACUCGCCCAAGAGAUUUCGUACUCUUUCGAUGACACUGUGUACCUCGAGGAACGCCGGCCAUUGAAAUUUCCACACAGAACUCCAAGCUUAGACCUUCUUGAAGUCACAGAACUUUUUGGAAAUGUUGCAUUCGAAGAGGAGGCGGUUGAAGGCUAUUGGAUUGUAGAUCUUUUAACAUUAGACGAUCUCAAGAGUAUACAUACCGAAUUUAUUAAUUUUGUCGACCACAGAGUAGACCAACGUCAGUUAAAGACUCUUCUUACAAGGUACAACCCAAAACUCAACUGGCCAGAUGAAGAAUUUAAUCUCGUCUUCCUCAAGAUGGAUGAUGAUUUUGAUGGGUAUUGCGAUUGGGCUGAUUUUAUUGCUUAUCUGCUCUACGAGCUACAUUCGAAAGAAAAUUUAUUAUCUCCUGAUCAGCAACAGCAACUCGAGCUGCCAAUAAAUGAAACUACAAUAGUUCUUCCUUCGAGACACAGACAUCCGAUCAUUGCAGUUCUUUUCCGGCCUUAUAUCAACAAGGAUAGAACCUGGGACUACGACAAUGGAAAAUAUAUGACAGUGAGUACAGAUGGUGCUCUCAAUAUCUGGUCACUAGAUUUUGAAUUAGAAAAAUCUCAAUAUGCAUUUUACCCAAAGGAAGCAAAAGUGCAGAAGACAGUUGUGACAAGCGUUGUCUGCUUGACUGACGCAAAUCUUAUUUGCAUGGCGACCAGAGAGAGGGACUUGCGCUUCUAUGAUAUAUCACUCGGCAAUUUCCAUUUGAAGAGUUGCAUUGUUGGCCUUCAUCAAACGGUCACCGCUUUGCAUUAUCAUUUCUACCAGGACGAGGAAAAGCCGUCUGUUCUGAUCGGUGGAGAUCUGGUCGGAAACAUUUUGUUCUUAAAGUUGAAAACCAAGUCUGGCGGCCCGUUCAGAACACUUACUCAGACCAGCCAGAACGGUUUUGUUAUAAUUAAAAUCGCAAGUUUGGAACAUGGUCAAAUCCAAGGAAUUAAAUUUAAAAUGUUUGAGGGAUUUCAAUCUGACUGGAUACAUCAAAUUGAAUGGUUUCCUGAAAUAUCUCAAAUUGUAUCCUGCCAAAACAAGUCGAAAAAUUCCCUCAUUGCGUUCGACCCUUCGAGCAAGGAAAUAAAAAUGAAAUUCAGCAUACCAAAAGGUGUCAAUGUUUUUUGCAUCGUGAAAGACAGUGUACCGAUGAGAUACGUGACUGGUGGAUAUGACAGUGCGAUUAGAGUUUGGGAUCACAUGCACAGUUUUGAACCCUUGGCGGUCCUCCAUGGACACCACACUCCAAUAGCGGCUAUAAUAGUACAAAACAAAGGCACUAAAAUAUAUAGCCUAAGCAUAGAAAAGAUAUUCAAAGUUUGGGACGUCAAGCAAAAAGCAUGCAUCAUGACAGUUCCAGGGAAGCUAUCCGACUUGGGGAAAGAGAUACCAUUCACAUGUUUCUACAAUCCUGUGUAUAGGAGGUUCAUUGCUGCAAAUUAUAAAAUCAAUCUGUUAAGACUCGGCCAUGAGAUAAAUCACUAUUAUUCUGAAGGGUUUACACAUGUUGCUGGAGCGACCAAAGCACUAUUUAAUCCAAUUUUUAAAUGUGUUGUGACCGUGGGCAUGGAUUCCAACAUUCUUACGUGGAAUCCUUACAAUGGCAAAAGGAUUCACAUGAUACGUAAUGCGCACACAAAGGAGCAAUAUGGUGAGACCAAAGCUGUCGGUAUAACGAGUGCCACAUUUGGUCCUUCUUUAAUCCACUUGCUUACCGGAGCGGUUGACGGGAGUGUAAAAAUGUGGAACUUCUCUCUCGGCAUUUGUCUCAGGGACAUGCUAAUGAAAAAAGAUUGUUGUGUGACUGGACUGUACUGGAUACCGCAAAGGCUCCUGGCUAUGGGCUGGAACAAACACGUGACUGAGUGGGUGGAUGAGGUGGAGAUAGGAGACAGCAAGAAUUGGCCGAUGUACCACACUGAAGAUAUAACAGCAUCGGCAAUCUUCCCACCAAACAUCAUAGCGACAGGGACGUACAGCGGAGAAUUGAUAUUUCUUAAGUUAAAGAAUGGACAGCCAUUUAAAAUCCAUUUUGUCGGAGUCCCCAACUUGGACAAUCGUGUUGGAUUUGCAGUGAACCGAGGCAUCCCUCUGAAUUUGCGGUCAUCAUUUUGUGAAUCCACAAAAGAAAAGAAUAUUUUUCGCUGCCACUGCUUAGAAGAGAAGAAAUGCGAUUGUGAAUGGAUGUGCCCGUGUUUAGAAAACUGUGACUGCAAGGCCUCCGCUAGAUGCAAGUGUGACCAGACAGUAUUUUUCUAUAAAGAAGGAAAAGAAAUGGAAGAUUUGGAAUCAAUGUUUGAAGGCUUAGUCAGACGUGAUAAGGAGCCUUCAAAAUGUGCAAAAUCGCCGAAAUUACUAGAUUCAAAAAAGAAAAAGAAAAAGCCACAAUCCCCCAUUAUAACCGGAACUGCAGGAAGAAUGGAGAUACAUACAAUGUAUUUUCUCACAACCAGGGGGGACAAUCUUGAAGAAGGCUCCUUACUCGCUUCUCUUCAAAACGGCUGGGUCCAGCUCUGGUCUAGCAACCCUGAAGGGGGAUUAGUUAGCACUUUCUAUGCAAUACAUGUCGUCGGCGAUUAUGUUACUGAUAUGAUUGCAAAUGCUGACAAUUCUUUCCUCUUUACAGGUCACGCUUUUGGAUAUGUCAAAAUAUGGCAUAUUUCAAAUUUUGGAAGAGCAGGGCCACCAAUAAAAAGGAGCAUGCCAGUGCUGAGACUUAUGUUUCCAUUUCUCAUUAAAGACAAAAUACCAGGGAGGGCUAAGCGAGCUGCAAAAGGUCAAUCUGAGCCUGUGCUUCUGUCUUCUUGUCGAAAUCAUGUUUCUAAAGUAUCACAUAUUGAGCUAAUAGAAGUUAAUCAAAUAUAUAUAACGUGUGGUUUAGACAAAGCCGUUAGAUUUUGGACGUAUGGAGGCCAGUACAUUGGGACCCUCGGUGGAUGUUUACCUUGGCCAAAAAUACCUCCAGAUGCUCCUUUCAAACCAUGGCCACACAGGAUCCCACCAGAUCUAAAACGUGUCGUUUCUUCUACAAGUCUAAAAGUUUUGACAGACUGCUAUGCUAAAGAGGUCAAGUAUGAUGAUAAGUCCAACAAGACUGAUCUGUUUUCUUCGGAUGACGAUGAUGAAAAAAGGUACAAGAAAGUCAUCGAAGCAAGGGAGCUCAAACACAAAAUAUACCCUGAUUCGAUGAAGAAAAAUGUCCUGGGCCAAUUUUUUAAACUUACUGAUCUAAAAGUUACUGUCAAACCGCCUCCAAAAUUGAAUCUUCAGGAUCCUGUGCUGAGGGUGCUUAACUUAAUGAAAACUACUGAAAUGGAUCCUGUCCGUAAACCUAAAACUCCUCCGUAUGCUAGUCGGGAAGACUGCCAAAAAAAUUGGGAGGACAAGAUGUCUAUCAUGCUAAAGCAAGCGAAUGAGUCCAGGGGUCGUUCACGUUCUAAGCGACAAGCACGUUUAAAGAGAGAGAAACAAGAGUUGUCAAAAAAUAAUAAUCAUACAAGAAAGCAUAUUUUGGCUAGAUUGCGUAGUCAGUCUAAAAAGCGUUUAAAUUCAAAGAAGAAGUCAGCAGCAAAGAAGCACCCACUCAUGAAAAAACAGAAAAAACCUCAAAACAGGAAGCGUUCUAGAUCGGUUCAAACAAAAUUCCGUGCGGAAGAUAAACUACCACCGCGUACUCAAUCCAUACUGCAUAUAAAACAUGAUCAAAAGAGAGUUAUGAGAAUUCUACGAAAGGAAGUAAAAAAGAACCAACAGACUCAAGUUGUGCCUUUUAAAGAAUCAGCCGAAAUGUGUAAAUGGAAGAUGUCAUUCAGCAGACUUACCAAAAAUAGUCAAAUACUCUUAAAAGAGCCGAAAAAGUCAACAGAUAUUACAAAGGGCAAAGUACAAUUUAAAGUUGACAAAAAAUUAGAAAAAGCAAAGAAGUUGAAAAUGCAGAUGAUGGCAGCGAGAAAACAGGCUAAAACGCCCACAAUCAUUCAUAAGGGAAAGAAAUCACCAACCCAAAUGAAAAGAGUCCGAGGCUUAUAUGCUUCUUCAUAUGAAAUCCCUGACAUAGUGAAAUUAAUCAAACAUGCACAUAAAAACCAAUUAAAAAAUUUAAGACUCAAUUCAAGCAAUAUUGGCGAAAUCAUUGACUAUCUUCUCGACAAUCGAUGUGCUACGGCUGCCAUAGACUGAGUAAAGAAAAAUGUUGACAAAAACAGAAAUACAUAAAAUUCUUGUUGCACAUAAUUUAACAUUGAAUAGAGAUUUUUCAAGUAGA